This is a messenger RNA of Doryrhamphus excisus (bluestripe pipefish), 7875 nucleotides long. NCBI's taxonomy places the organism in Eukaryota, Metazoa, Chordata, Actinopteri, Syngnathiformes, Syngnathidae. The record is from RefSeq and is a predicted model, not a curated record.
ACAGUCUUCUGCGUAUAUUCCGGCUGUUUGACUCAGAAGUCCACGGUGAUGCGAGAUUUACCUGAGGAGAUUAGAUUGUGAGUGUCAAGAUGGUCUGAUGGACCGGCGCUUCUUCCUGACCUUUCUCAUCUGCUCCGCGUUGUGGAUCUUCUUCUGGGAAGUGCACUGGAAGAAAGGCAAAGAAGGCCAGAUUGAGGAAUGGCUCCAAGGACAUCGACUUUCUCAGUACAGACAUUUAUUUGAAGAUGUACAGACCUUGGAGGAGCUGAGUUUGAGUGUACUGAGUCGCCUGGAAGAGGUGGUGAAGGAACAGCAGAGCUGGAGGGAAAUUGCUGAGGCUCAUAUCCGGCUUCUCCAAGACUUUGCCUUCCAGGAGUGGCUUUGUUCCCAGAACCUGGAACACUUUUACCAUACGUUGAAGACUUUGGGUUAUAUGAAUCUGGAUGAUCUGUCGCAGUUCGACAGCCACCUGCACCUCUCCUUAGCCGCCUGGGGGUAUUACUACGAAGACUACAUCAAGCUGUCUACCGGCAUCAAGAUCCUGCAGAACUCCCGGAGGAGUCGCGACCAGGACUACGAGAUCCAGCUUGUGCACAGUCUUGCUGAGAGGCGUCUGAAUGAGAAGUGGUCGAUUGCUGGAGCUCUCCUAUUUGGCUGUACUGUGGCGCUGUGCUUCUUGAUAAGGGACCUGAUGUUUUACGUGAUUGGUGGAAUUACUGUUUCCAUCAUUGCAUUUGUCUUCACCAUCAAGUUCCUCUGUGAGCUUGCAGCCAGAGUUGUUAGCUUCCUGCAAAAUGAGGAUCCAGGUCGACGCGGGGACCGCAGCAUCUACGACUACGUGCGGGGCAACUACCUGGACCCACGUUCCUGCAAGGUGUCCUGGGAUUGGAAGGAGCCACAAGAAGUGGGGCAGACGAUGAGCUUCAGAGUCCAACUCUUCUAUAAAAACGGCCAGCCUUUCCCGGCGCAUCGGCCCGUGGGGUUGAGAGUCAACAUCACCCACAUUGAACUGGCUCUGGAUAUCCCUGUUACACAGGAGGUCUUACAAGAACCGGAGUCCAAUGUGGUGAAAGUAACGUUCACCGUGCGCAAGGCCGGACGCUACGAGGUUGCUGUCAAGCUAGGCGGCCUCAAUGUGGCCUACAGUCCGUACUAUAAAAUCUUUCAGCCAGGUACAGUUGUUCCAUCCAAGACCAAGAUAGCCUACCAUUUCUCCACUCUGGUGCUAACACACAGCCAGCAGCACACUCUGCAAAUUGAGCCCAGGGACGAAUACGGCAACCCCACCAGUAACUCUACAUCGCUGACAGAUGAAGCAAACUACAGCGUCCAAGUACACUCUCUGGGCACAGUGGACGAUGACAGCAUGGAGGGCCACUACAGUAAGACGGUGUCCCUCAACAAGCAGCAGUGUCAGGUUCUGAUGAGACUGACCCUGUGGAAGACCGGCUGUUUCAGAGCCCGCAUCUCCUAUCAGGAUCAGCCGCUCAGCAACGGGGAGUUUGACAUUAUUGUUCUCAAUGAGAAUGAGAAGACCUACGUGGAGAAAAAUGUGUCCACGCCAGGCAUCAGCAUCUAUUUCGAGGCGUACCUCUACAGCAGCGGCAACUACAGCAGCUGCUCGUGGCAACUACCGGCCUCCUCUCUGCUGGCUCCCCAGAGGAGGCCGUCCACGGCGGAUGAGGAGGACGAGCACGACUCUCCUGUGGAGGGGCAACCUGAGAAGGUCAAGAAACCAAAAAAGGUCUACUGUUACAUAUCGCCAAAGCAACUGUCUGUGAAGGAGUUCUACCUGAAAAUUAUUCCAUGGCGCCUUUUCACCUUUCGAGUAUGUCCCGGAACAAAGUUUAGCUAUCACGGCCCAGACCCGGUUCACAAGUACCUCACCCUCGUGGUCGAUGACGGGAUCCAGCCGCCGGUGGAGCUCAGCUGCAAAGAGAGAAACAUCAUGGCCGCCACCUUCAUCCGCUUUCUACACAAAAACAUCGGCGGCUCUGAGACCUUCCAGGACAAGGUGAACUUUUUUCAACGUGAACUCAGGCACAUCCACUCCAAGAGACCUCGCACCAAGACUUGCCUAAAAAUCACCCGCCACUCGAUUCUCGAUUCAUCCCUAAAGGCAACACGGAACUUCUCGGUGUCCGACUGGAAUAAGAACUUUGAGGUGGUUUUUCAGGACGAGGAAGCUCUGGACUGGGGGGGUCCUCGCCGGGAAUGGUUUGAGCUAAUAUGCAAGACCCUUUUUGACACCUCCAACUACUUAUUCACUCGCUUCAGUGAUAACAACCAGGGCCUGGUGCACCCAAAUGCCGAGCGACCGCCACACUUGCGACUGAAGAUGUACGAGUUCGCCGGCCGCGUCGUCGGCAAGUGCCUGUACGAGUCCGCGCUGGGCGGGGCUUACAAACAGCUCGUUCGGGCUCGCUUCACGCGCUCCUUCCUGGCUCAAAUCAUUGGCCUAAGAAUGAAUUACAAGUACUUUGAGACGGACGACCAGGAAUUCUACAAGACCAAAGUGUGCUUCAUCCUGAACAACGACGUGAGCGAAAUGGACCUGGUGUUUGCUGAGGAGAAGUACAGCAAGUCGGGACAGCUGGAAAAGGUGGUGGAGCUGAUCUCAGGGGGGGCCCACAUUGCCGUUACCAAUGAAAACAAGAUGCAUUAUCUCAACCUGCUGGCCCAGUACAGGCUGGCCAGUCAGGUGAGAGACGAGGUGGAACACUUCCUGAAAGGUUUGAACGAACUGGUUCCAGAAAAUCUGCUAGCCAUAUUCGAUGAGAACGAGUUGGAGCUGCUGAUGUGUGGCACCGGCGAUAUAAACGUGCAGGACUUCAAGGCCCACGCUGUGAUCGUCGGGGGAUCGUGGCAUUUUCGGGAGAAGGUGAUGAAGUGGUUCUGGGCGGUGGUGUCCAGCUUCACUCAGGAGGAGCUGGCUCGACUCCUGCAGUUCACCACCGGCUCCUCCCAGCUGCCUCCUGGGGGGUUCAACACGCUUUGCCCGUCCUUUCAGAUCAUCGCAGCCCCCACGCACAGCACCCUACCCACCGCACAUACUUGUUUCAACCAGUUGUGCCUCCCCACCUACGACUCGUACGAGGAGCUUCACAAGAUGCUGAAGCUGGCCAUCAGCGAGGGCAGCGAAGGCUUCGGCAUGCUCUGACGGCUGGCAACCGUACGCCAGCCCAGCAGGAGGAGCCAGCCACGCUUUUGGUGCCGCGUUCGUUCCCCUCGCAUUCAUCCGCUUCUGAUAGCAUCCCUGGUGGAGAAGAAUCACCCACGCUUCUUCUGAACUCUUAUUAGGAUGAGAAGGUGUCACGUGUGGAUUGACUGCGCUGGAAUCAUAUGAACUUACCAUGUAUGUGUAUAUAUAUAUAUAAGUACCAUUUUUUUUUUUUUUUUUUAAAAAGGAUCCCUCGGCCUGCAGAAAAAGGGUGAGGUAUGAGCUUCUUCUUCUAUCUUAAUGCUGACAUUAGCUGACUUUUAUAUCCAGUAAAGUGAAAGUUAGUGACACUAGCGCAAAGGCCUUGAGUAUUCUCGCAUAAACCGAAAACCGAGGAACACUAAAGUGCAGCAGCAGCUCUCACGUGAUAUCGCUGCUGUUUGCAUCUCCAGCACUUUGGCCUUAAACCAUCAGGGACUGAUGUCUGUUUGUAAAUAUACCAUGUCAUUAUACUUUUUUUUAUAUUCAUUUACUUGUACAUACUAGUAGUGUACACGAAGGAGCAUUAGGGCCACAAAAACAUUGUAAUAUUUUGACUUUAUUCUUGUAAUAUUACAAGAGAUUUUUUUAAUAAUAAUAGUUAAAUUAAUUUAAUAAGCAAUACAAAUUAGAAUAAAUUAGAAAUGUCAAAAUAUUACAGGAAUAAAGGUAUUUUUAUUUGUUCAAGAAAAAUAAAAAAUAUUAAAACUAGAGCUUUUUUCCGUGGAAUAUUGGCUGAAAAAUAUCUAAAAAAAAUCACAAGUCGUAACGACAUUGAAAAUAUAUUCAAGAAAAAAUAUGAAAAAUAUGUUCUCAUAAUACAAUGGUAUUAUGGGGACAAUAUGCUUCUUACAAAUAGCACAAAAAGGAAUAAACAGUAUUACAAGCAUGAGAUAUAUUAAAAAAAAAACUACUUUAUCAUCCUAAUGCAUUUUUUCCCCCUAACUUUAUUUGUCUUUUUUUUUUUAUAAUAGUGUUAAUGUCUGACAGAAUAAAGUCUUACAUUGCUGAGAACAAAUAAUUUAAUUUAAUAAGCAAUACAAAUUAGAAUAAAUUAGAAAUGUCAAAAUAUUACAGGAAUAAAGGUAUUUUUAUUUGUUCAAGAAAAAUAUAAAAAUAUUAAAACUAGAGUUUUUUUCCUUGGAAUAUUGGCUGAAAAAUAUCUGAAAAAAAAUCACAAGUUGUAACGACAUAGAAAAUAUAUUCAAGAAAAAAUAUGAAAAAUAUGUUCUCAUAAUACAAUAGUAUUAUGGGGACAAAAUGCUUCUUACAAAUAGCACAAAAAUGAAUAAACAGUAUUACAAGCAUGAGAUAUAUUAAAAAAAACUACUUUUUCAUCCUAAUGCAUUUUUUCCCCCUAACUUUAUUUGUCUUUUUUUUUUUAUAAUAGUGUUAAUGUCUGACAGAAUAAAGUCUUACAUUGCUGAGAACAAAUAAUUUAAUUUAAUAAGCAAUACAAAUUAGAAUAAAUUAGAAAUGUCAAAAUAUUACAGGAAUAAAGGUAUUUUUAUUUGUUCAAGAAAAAUAUAAAAAUAUUAAAACUAGAGUUUUUUUCCUUGGAAUAUUGGCUGAAAAAUAUCUGAAAAAAAAUCACAAGUUGUAACGACAUAGAAAAUAUAUUCAAGAAAAAAUAUGAAAAAUAUGUUCUCAUAAUACAAUAGUAUUAUGGGGACAAAUUGCUUCUUACAAAUAGUACAAAAAUUAAUAAACAGUAUUACAAGCAUGAGAUAUAUAUUAAAAAAACUACUUUAUCAUCCUAAUGCAUUUUUUCCCCCUAACUUUAUUUGUCUUUUUUUUUAUAAUAGUGUUAAUGUCUGACAGAAUAAAGUCUUACAUUGCUGAAAACAAAGGAUUUAAUUUAAUAAGCAAUACAAAUUAAAAUAAAUUAGAAAUGUCAAAAUAUUACAGGAAUAAAGGUAUUUUUAUUUGUUCAAAAAAAAAAAUAUAUUAAAACUAGAGCUUUUUUUCUUGUAAUAUUGGCUGAAAAAUAUAUAUAAAAAAAAAAACCCAAGUACUAAUGACAUAGAAAAUAUAUUCACGAAAAAAUAUGAAAAAUAUGUUCUCAAAAUACAAUAUAUUAUGGGGACAAAAUGCUUCUUAUAAAUAGUACAAAAAUGAAUAAACAGUAUUGAGAUAUAUAAAAAAAAUUCACAAAACUAUCAUCCUAAUGCAUUUUUUCCCCCCUAACUAUUUUAAAUCUAACUUUAUUCGUAUUGCGUUUACAAUGGGUACAUGAAUACUUCUAUUAAUCCGGUUUAUUCUACUCUUGGAAUGUUACAUUUUUCAAAGGUUUACAACUUUUUUUCCUAAUAUUUAAUUCUAUUAUCAUCAGUGCAGCCCUAAUGCUUCUUCGUCCUCCAUGUUUUCAUUUGAUAAUAAUCCAUAAUCCAUACAGUACAGGUUUUUUAAGUUAUUGAGAAAAUAUAUGUUCAACCCCUGUGUUGUGAAUAACGAGCAGUAACAAGUAUUAUGUUGUUUUUUUUUGUUUUUUUGUUUUUUAAAGCCUGCCUUAGUCGUGCUUGGCCUCUGAUUGUAUCCAGACGCUUGUGAAGACGAGCGGACUCGACAACAAUCCGCAAAACGGCUAAAGUCGGAGAGCAUUUUUCCCGUUAACACGGGAAUAAGGAAUGACUUUGCCCACACGUUCGCAUCCUCUGAUAGGUUUACCUCAGAAGCUUCUAGGCCCGCCUUUACAUCCUUCUUGACGCGGGAGUGACGGGUCUGAGCAAACACGCACAUGCAAGUUCAUAUAGUUGCCUCCACUUCCUGCCCCCCCCCCCCACCCCCCCUUACAAUGUACAGCCAAUCAUGCAAUGAAUCGUGUUGUUAUCCGUGCACACUCCUACAGUAAACCUCGGAUAUAUCGGAUUCAAUUGUUCCCACUGGUUUUGUCCGAUAUAAGCGAAAUCCGUUAUAUGCGUAUAAUGCGGAAAAUGUCCGUUUUUACGCAUAUAUCGGAUUUAUGUAUAUCCGGUAUAUAUGCGUAAAUCGGAUUUUAUCCGUUUAUAAAAAGGCACUUCGUUGACUAUGUUUCCAAUGUACCUGGCAACGCUGCAAACGACGUCGUAUAGCGGCUUGUCACGAUUCGGCGAAUCGGAGCACCACGAUGCGGCGAUAUAUCCGAUAUAUGCGAAGGGAAAUUUUAAUGGAAAUGCAUUGGAACGGGACUGGAGAUUUUGUCCGAAAUAGGCUAAAUCCGUUAUUAAAAAAAAAAACGAUAUAUGCAAUGAAUUUUUAUUGGAAAUGCAUUACAGAAAAAUCGGUUCUUUUUUAUCUGUCCGUUGUGAGCGAAUUUCCGAUAUAUCCGAGUCCGAUAUAUCCGAGGUUUACUGUGUUACUCUUUUGAACGCAUAUUGUUACAUUUUGAGAAGACUUUACUUAAAUUGCCCUAUCAACUAAACUGGGGGGGAGGGUAAAUCACUGAUGAUGUACAGUAAACCUCGGAUAUAUCGGAUUCAAUUGUUCCCACUGGUUUUGUCCGAUAUAAGCGAAAUCCGUUAUAUGCGUAUAAUGCGGAAAAUGUCCGUUUUUACGCAUAUAUCGGAUUUAUGUAUAUCCGGUAUAAAUGCGUAAAUCGGAUUUUAUCCGUUUAUAAAAAGGCACUUCCUUGACUAUGUUUCCAAUGUACCUGGCAACGCUGCAAAUGACGUCGUAUAGCGGCCUGUCACGAUUCGGCGAAUCGGAGCGCCACGAUGCGGCGAUAUAUCCGAUAUAUGCGAAGGGAAAUUUAAUGGAAAUGCAUUGGAACGGGACUGGAGAUUUUGUACGAAAUAGGCGAAAUCCGUUAUAAAAAAAAAAAACGAUAUAUGCAAUGAAUUUUUAUUGGAAAUGCAUUACAGAAAAAUUGGUCCGUUGUGAGCGAAUUUCCGAUAUAUCCGAGGUUUACUGUAUUAUUUAUUUUUAAUGUAUUCUGAGCCAGCAUUACUGUGUUUUCUCUUGAGUUGAAAUUGUUCCAAAUGCUGUUUGUAAUCCCGUUAGCUGUUCGUAAAAAGUCAAAGGCUUACUGAAUGUAGUACUUCAAAUUCAGCCGAGAGAUUUAAACACUGGAAUUUUUUUUUAUUUAACGGGGCAUGCUGGGAAUUUUUUUUUUUUUUUUUUUUUUGUAUUUUAAUUUUGUGCAAUGUAGGUCAAUUCAGAACAAGUUUAAAGUGCUUCAAAUGUAACUUUUGGGCACUUUGAAAGCAUAUUUAUUGUAACUUAGAUCAACUUGUAAAUCAACGGCAUUUAUACAGUAUAGAACAGGGGUGGGCAAACUUUUUGACUCGCGGGCCGCAUUAAUUUAACAAAAUUGACAGGGGGGGGGGGGGAUUAUGUAGUAUUUUACACGUAACAGUCCAUUUUUACACCUAUAUUUUUACACAUAUUUUACAUGUAAAAGUGUCAUGCAAUCUGCUAUAAGUGCACUUUGAAAUCAUUUAUUUGAUGUAAAGUGUGUUAUAAAUGUAUUAUUAUUAUUAUUAGAAUUAUUAGAAUUAUUAUUAUUAUUAGUUAUAGUAAUGUUAUUAUAUUAUUAUUAUUAUUUUGUUAUAAUAAUUAUAUUACUACCAUUAUAUUAAUAUUAUUAACAACAAUAUUAAUAUAAUAGUAGUAUUAUUAUCAUUAUUUAUAUUACUAUUAUUGUGCUUGUGCUCCUUUUUCCAGGAGUAUUUUGUAAUAUUACUACCAUUAUUAUAUUA